AUGCUGCUACCUCAAUUGCUUGGAGUCUUUGUAUUCCUAUUUGCGCGGUUUGCAUUUGGCGCUACAUUGCAGACCAAAGCGGCUGGAACUUGGGAAAACGUUGCAUUUACAAGGGUUGUUAAUCUUAUGAGAUCCUAUCCAAUUGAAACAGUAUCACUGACAAUUAAAAAUGUCGGAUCCUACCCCGAAAGUAUAUACUACUUUGGUCUUCCUGACUCAGUUUUUGACAGGAUUUCAGUAUUUUCUGCUAGAAUGCCGGAUAAGAAUGCAUUCAUUGAGAGUUCCCUGUAUACACAGAAAGUUGAGCAAGGCGGUGUCCCGGUAUCCUGCGGUGUACUUAAAUUGGCUUCUCCAAUUGAACCAAAUAAUACUAUUGAUCUAGAAGUUGUUUUCGCAUACAAUGCGGGAUCGUCCUUAACUCCCUACCCUGAACAUAUUUCCAUAGAUACCAUACAAAUGCUACAUUUGAACACUUCUAUCCUUCCAUAUUCGCUUUACCCAACUGUUGACUACAGACUAGAAUUUCUGGGAAGUGAUGAGUAUACUGUUCUCAAUGCUCGACCAGAUGUUAGCGUUAAAAAACAGGGAAGUAAUAAGUUGCAGAUAGGUCCAAUUAAGAAUACUAAGGAGCUAACUCCAUCGAGUCUUUCACUUGUCUAUAAGCACAAUCUUCCUUUAACAAGGGUAGUGAACUUGAAUAGAGAUAUCUGGCUUUCUCAUUGGGCAAAUACAAUUCAAUUCGAGGAGUAUUAUGAGGUUACGAAUGAUGCUGCAAAAUUGAAGGGUGGUUUUUCUAGGGCCGAGUUCAUGAAUGGGGAAUAUACUCGUAAGCAGGGUACUCAUUUGCUAGGAUUUGAAAUGGUUUUGCCCAAUGAAUCCUCAGGUCAUUAUUUUACCGAUUUGGUAGGUAUGGUUUCCACUUUCAAGGUAUUCUCAAAUCGUUUAUAUUUGAGACCAAGAUAUCCUCUAUUUGGUGGCUGGUUCUACAAUUUCACAGUCGGGUGGACAAACGAAUUAUCUCAAUUUCUGCAUAGUCCCGGGGAAGAGGAACAUAUUUUGCGUGUUCCUUUGCUAAAUGGCCCGAAUGAUAUUUUUUAUGACAACGUUAAACUAUCAUUUUAUCUCCCAGAAGGUGCAAGUAUAGUGUCAGUGGAGUCACCGGUACCCAUUAAGUAUAAGCUUUACAAAUAUGAAAAGUCUUACCUUGACCUAAAUGCCGGACGCUCUAAAGUUGUAAUUGGCUUUAAAAAUUUAAUUGAUAAUGCCAGAGAUGAAAGCUUAUUUGUGAAAUACAAAUACUCAAAGACUAACUUGUAUAUGAAGCCGUUGUCAAUUUCCCUUUAUAUAUUCUGCGCCCUAAUGGCUUACUUCCUUUUGAAGCAGAUAAAUUUAAGUAUUGAACCAUGA
Molecule: messenger RNA, 1407 nt
Organism: Eremothecium sinecaudum
Lineage: Eukaryota; Fungi; Ascomycota; Saccharomycetes; Saccharomycetales; Saccharomycetaceae
Gene: OST1
Product: dolichyl-diphosphooligosaccharide--protein glycotransferase subunit OST1
Exons: 1
Coding region: 1-1407 (468 amino acids)
Cellular component (GO): membrane; oligosaccharyltransferase complex
Source: RefSeq, a predicted model, not a curated record